Camelina sativa (false flax) is the source of this 476-nucleotide messenger RNA. RefSeq lists its product as uncharacterized. NCBI's taxonomy places the organism in Eukaryota, Viridiplantae, Streptophyta, Magnoliopsida, Brassicales, Brassicaceae. The record is from RefSeq and is a predicted model, not a curated record.
AUGCGACUUUGUGCUAACAUUGAAUUCUGUUUUGGGGAACUUAAAACACAUUUCAUUUGUCCAACACAAAUAGAGAUAGGUGUGUACUCAAAAGGGGUCUCGGUGUUGAUGCCAGGAGACCAUAUACCUACAUUCAUCGGCUACCCGGUACCCGCACCAGUACUCUGUGUUUCCAAUAGUCGAAGUUCAAAUCCAAACUCCACCAUUGAAGAAUGUUAAAAGUUGAAUGCAUAAUUCCAUGCUUUUCUGCUUCUGCGGUUGACCCUUCUCAACUGCACAAUCCCUAGCUUAAGUAUAUGUGUAUUCAAGAUUUACCAGAUUUUCAUUUUAUUGAAUUUCAUAUUUCUUAUUACAAGAAAAUGAGUUGAUAAGAAUGUGUUCAGCUGUCAGGAACUGUUAGCGCUCAUGAAUAUGCAACUGUCGGACUGCCUAAUCUUUAAGCCCGACCCAAAAUGCAAUAAAUUGUUUAUUAAGUA